CUCUCAUUUAGUCCACUCCACGCGGAGAAGUUGUUGUGAAGUGGAAGGAGGGAGACAUAAAAAAGCGGAGACAUUAGUUAGAGCUGCUGGACAGGCAGGAAGCUGAGUGUGGUUAGCUGAGCGGAACAGUAGAGGGGAAGCUGCUUUUGUACAGUUUUCUUUCUGCGUAGUCCCUCCAGUCAGUCAAGGACAUUAUUGGGCCACACAAGAGUUACAGUACGGCUGGAUGCUCCAGAGAGGAUACACUGACACACGCAAACCUUGAGUAUUUGUGCUGUUCGUCGGUCAGAGACAGUGUAGGCAAGCGUGCGACUGGACAUGCGGCCAGUGUGAGCUCCUGAGCGACUGCGUGGGUCCUGCGAUGGCAGUGUUCGCAGGCGGCAAACGGUCCAGCGAAGGCAGGGCGUCGUGGCCGGCGAUCGCGCUGACGCUCGCCGUUUUCACCUCGUCCUCGUUCUCGGCGUUCUCCCUGUACCAGCUGAUGGCUCUCAGAGCCGAGGUGGAGGGUCUGAAGUCAGACGUGUGUCGCAGGAGACACGAGGGACAGGAGGCCGAGCACGAGGGACAGACUGAUACUGUCCGUGGCGGGAGAAGCGAGGAGGCCUUCUACCAACCUCCGUCUGAUCACGACGUCACCUUGAUCAGAACCAUUCGAAUGGUGACCGGAGAAGAGAAAGUGUCUCAGCCGUGUCUGCAGUUGUUGGCAAACAGCAGCAGGAAAACCUUCAGUAAAGAAAUUGCCUUUGAGCCAUACACAGGUAUCCCCUGGCAGGUCGGGCUGAGGAGGGGCUCGUCCCUGGAGGCAGGCAGAGACAGCAUUCUAGUCAAAGAGGAGGGCUACUAUUUCGUGUACAGUCAGGUGUACUACAUGGACACAACGUUUGCAAUGGGCCAUGUGGUGAUACGGAAGAAGAGAAAUGUGGUGGGAGAUGAGCCUCAGUAUGUGACCCUGUUCCGCUGCAUCCAGAACAUGAACCGUCUUCACCCUUACAACACCUGCUACACAGGAGGUAUUGUGAAGCUGGAGGUCGAUGAUCUGCUGGAGCUCCUGAUCCCUCGUUCCACAGCCAACGUGUCCUUGGACGGAGACGCCACGUUCCUGGGUGCUGUCAAACUGGCUUAAAGCGCGUCACCCCACCUCACACCCAAGGGAUGCUGUUGUCAUGGGAACCAGGUGCCGUAACGUGAUAAGGUGCAACAAAGCACAGUACUUACGAGGCUGCCUGACUUGGGUUUUCGUGCGAAUGCAGGAGGUAGCUCUUUUUUCAGAUACAGUUCACCUCACAUACAGCUUUAUUAUGCUUAUUUCUACCACACAAAAACAAGACAUAACCAAAUACUUGCAUUAAUCACUGUUAAGUUUCAUGUACUGGUAGUAAAUCUUUUUCAUAAUCUCAAAUGUACUAAUCAAUGGUUUUUCAUAUGUUUACUCUUUAACCAUACAGUAACCAACCAAUAAAUAAUUGCAAUGAUA
This is a messenger RNA of Betta splendens (Siamese fighting fish), 1474 nucleotides long. It is a transcript of the gene tnfsf13b, whose product is annotated as TNF superfamily member 13b. Lineage: Eukaryota; Metazoa; Chordata; Actinopteri; Anabantiformes; Osphronemidae. Gene Ontology annotation, biological process: immune response. Bases 362 to 1123 code for a protein of 253 amino acids. Gene Ontology annotation, molecular function: tumor necrosis factor receptor binding; receptor ligand activity. Gene Ontology annotation, cellular component: membrane. The record is from RefSeq and is a predicted model, not a curated record. The transcript is spliced from 6 exons.